Spea bombifrons (plains spadefoot toad) is the source of this 1906-nucleotide messenger RNA. RefSeq names its product spermatogenesis associated 7 (gene SPATA7). NCBI's taxonomy places the organism in Eukaryota, Metazoa, Chordata, Amphibia, Anura, Pelobatidae. Gene Ontology annotation, cellular component: axoneme; photoreceptor distal connecting cilium; ciliary basal body. The coding region runs from base 1 to 1620 and encodes 539 amino acids. The record is from RefSeq and is a predicted model, not a curated record. The transcript is spliced from 12 exons. Gene Ontology annotation, biological process: protein localization to photoreceptor connecting cilium; photoreceptor cell maintenance; microtubule cytoskeleton organization.
AUGGUAACCAGGACGCCUGACGUCGGUUCCCGUUACGCGGUGGCGUCACGAAAGCCGCACGUCUCUCUGAGUAGCAACCGAGAUGUUACCGAAAAGCUGAACAUGGGAGGCAGUGGGGACGGCGAACGGCCUGCCGGCAGAACAGCCGCCAGAGUCCCGUCUGUCCCGAGAUACGGAAUAUCCAGUCCCUUCAAAGGCCAUUUAAGUACAAAAAGCAACGCGUUUUGCAUCGGCCCGAAUACCAGGCUGAGCGAUCAGUACCGGGUCCGAGACCAGAUGCUGGCCCAUUACAACAAGAUCCUGUCGGCAAAAGCUGCCGUUGACUGUUCCCCUCCAGAGAGCUUGUUCAAGAGUAUUAAAUACAGCGACCAGCAGAGGAGGGAGAGGAUGAAGAGAGCCGUGACGCGUUUCGAGAGAGAGUCCCUGCGCUCCAGGUCCGAAUCUCUCCCGGCGUCCAUGGAGAGUCCGAGUUCUCUGCUCCCCAGGAAGGAUUUUUAUUACGGGCCCCGGAACGCAGCGCCCUCGCCGUACUCUGACCCGGGACUGAUGUGCUGCGCGAAGCCUCCGGAACUCGGAACGGCAUUCAGAGCGUCGCGCGGAACCUCCGGCUCCUCGUCGGGCUCCAGCGACCCAAAGACGUUCCGCAGGUUUCAGGACAAUCAGAAGAAAACCUACAGCGGGGAUUUACUAGAGAAACACCCCAAGAAAUUCAACGGCGCGUCUCGCCCGUUCACCCCGCGCACGUUGAAGACAGAGGCCAAAUCGGCGCUCGCUCAGUACCGCUAUUAUACCCCGCCGAGGCGGAAAAAGAGAGGUCCGGCGAACGAGGUGGAGACCCAAACCGAGCCUGACAGCUGCCGGGAUGGAAUCACAUCAAGGGCUCGCGAUUCUCCCACAGGCCGAGGCGAGGUAGGACGAGAUGUCUACACGGACUAUGAAGAGACGGACUGGGACCCCCGCUCUCCGUCCCGGUCUUCUUCCAGCGACCUUUACUCCCCAUCCCCUACGAUGCAGAAGAUCCGUUCCGAAGAAGAGGAACUUUCGUAUCUGAAGUUUGUCACCGACGUGACCAGCGAGAUCCUGGCUCUGGGGCUCUUCUCGGACAGAGUUUUGAACCGAGUGUUUGAACGGCACAUCCAAGAGAACAGAGAUUAUCUGGAUGAGAGGAAGAUGAGGCGAGUGUUGGAGACCCUCAGGAAGGAUCUGGAUGAGGGGCACGAGUUCCGGGAAGAGUCAGCCGGAGGUCGCUCUGAGACGGCGGAGGGUUUCCGGGAGAGAUGUUACGUUCCCGAAAACUCCUUCCGAGAAACCGUCUCUCAGCGGCAGGACAGGACUUACGAGAGCGACGGCGAAUCGGACCCUGAUCUUCAAGGGGAACCUCCGCGAUCGUCGCUGGAAUGGUCCGAGGCCCCCGAGGAUUCUCUCGGGGAUGACCCAGGUUGCGCCUCCUUUGACAAACCUGACGCCGAAUCGGUCACGUCGGAGCCCAUCGGCCCCUCAGAGACAGCGGAGGACCUUCACAGGCUGGAGAGGCGCUUCACAGACGUGGUUCGGGUGACGGCGGCAGAAGAGUCGCUUGACGCAGGGAAUGUGGAGGGUGCCGGGGCGGCAGAGGAUUGACCGCUGGUAGCCGGAAACGGGUUAUCCUGUAUGCUGCUUAUCUCAUGUACGGGUAUUACAAUGGGGUUUAACCCAAAGCGUGCCAGAGAGGGGACACAACGCCGGAGUCACGCUCUGGUCCUUAAGUGGUUAACCACAUGAAAAAAAAAAAUGUAACUGUAGGAUCCCAAAAGGGGCAAUUAAUGCCGGAUUUCCCCCCAGCCUGUUCACAGCAGACCCUUGUGAGUAGUAGCGGUUAAAGCCCGUCAGAUACCCCGGUCUCAUCAGCUUCACUCGUUUGUACCCC